This is a messenger RNA of Ilyonectria robusta, 348 nucleotides long. RefSeq lists its product as uncharacterized. Bases 1 to 348 code for a protein of 115 amino acids. The record is from RefSeq and is a predicted model, not a curated record. NCBI's taxonomy places the organism in Eukaryota, Fungi, Ascomycota, Sordariomycetes, Hypocreales, Nectriaceae. The transcript has a single exon.
AUGGCUGUUCUUGUCGCGCAGAUCGCUCUUGCCCUUGGCCAUUCUAUCCAUCUUCUUUACACUCACAAGACUUCAAAUGCAUGGGAUUCAAUAGCAGAAAUCUUGACUCUCGCAAACAACCCACACCUAAAUUCUCAGGCACUUCAACAUACCUCAGCUGGCAUCCGGAGCCUAGAGACGUACAAGGAGAUAGAAGUCGUGCGUGUGACCGAGCCUAGGGACCAAGCUGAGAAGACUUACGGUGGCCGCAUCGAGCUCGUGUUUUGCGAGAAUGGUGGAAGUGGAGGUACAUCAGCGUCGCAAAAGCCGGCUGCCCCCGAUAUCGCCAAGCAUACCCCGUUGCUCUGA